UGUAGAAACGCGACACUUGCGAGGCGGCACACGGGAGUCGGUGACGGUGCGGCGGCUGACAGCCAUCUAGUCUCCGCUGAACGAUGGCAGAAGCGGAGGAGCGAAGUGCCGUCGACAGUGGCGGCGCGUGGACUGACGAAUUGCUGAGCCCUUCUGAACUGUUUUCAGUCCGAACACGAGACCACAAGAUUCCUACUCGUGGCCAGAAGGAAUUUCUAUAUGAUGGGUCAGAGGAGCAGGUAGAAAGACUGCAAUGUAGCCUGGGAGAACACUGGAAACUGCUCUCAGAGGAGCGGGUUGAGAGACAAGGCAGCCUUGUGAAAGCUGAAUGGAAACCUGAGGAUGUUACAGUGGCGCUGAAGACUCCUGCAGGUAAAUUCUGGCAGACAAUGGGCUAUGCUGAUGAAGGAAAGCAGUUUCUCCUGCCAGAGGAAGCCCUGUUCCUAAUGGAAUGUGGAAGCGUCGAGGUGUUUUACAGGGAUUUGCCUCUGUCCAUACAAGAAGGGUAUGAGCUGCUGUUGGGUGACAAGACCAUCUCCUUGCUAGAGUACCUGGUGUUCAGCCAUUUGAAGAGACUGGGUUAUAUAGUGAACAGAUUUGAUUCAAGUGCUGUUCCUUCCGUUUAUGAGAGACGACUAAACCUGGUGCACAAGCGUGAAAAGCAGAGCAAGCAGCAGCGCAAACGGAAGAGAAGUGUCAGUGCCAGCAGGUCGAAUGAUAUUUCAGAAGGCCAGCCAGAUAGCCAAGAUGUUCAAAACAGAAGGGAAAAAGCAGGUGAUGAUGCUUUCAUGGAAGGCACUUCCAGUGAUUCUCAAAAAGCGGUUGGCAUGAACUAUUUCUCCUCUUCAGCAGUUAGCAGUGAGGAAGAGUGCCAUGAGUUGCCUUCAAAUUCUGAGCAAAAAAGGCCGGAUUGGUGGGAAAAAAAAUUGGAGGAAGCACCAAGUCCUGGCAGACCUGUUUAUUCUAAGCAGUCGGCUGGCAAAUGUGACUUAAACAAAGUGCUUUUCCCAAACCUUGGCCGAGACUGUCUUCACACCAACCUUGAGGUUCCCGACGCCUGCUUACUGCCAAGUAACGUGACUGCCACAGCUUGUGACAUUUCUUCCUGGCGGGAGAAGCUAAACAUGCGACAGAUGCGGCUUACAAGGCGGGAGAGGGAAGAGCUUGAGAAAAAGAAGAAGUACAAGAGAGGAGUGAAUGAAGACAAGGAGGUUCGGGCCUGCAAGAACUGGCAGGAAUACAAGCAGCUAUUGGAGAGGCGGAGUCAGAGCAGCUCCAAACAACGGCCCGCCCAUUUGUGGAACGAUGUCAUCUGUCCACUUGUGACUCCGGGACAGGUUAGCUCAACAGGUGAUCUUCUGCAGCAAAUCAGUGUCAUGCAAGCAUCCCACCUGGUUGAUGAUGCAGUAGGACUUGUGGAAGACGCUUGUGACAAAAGGAUCACUUUUGAUGUUUACCAAGCAGAUACAGCAUUUGAUUUCAAGAAAUCAGACCCGGGGAAACCUUAUUCUAGGAUAUCUGUCUGCAGCUUUGAAGAUCCCGUACCAAGUCUGCACACCUUGAAAAGACUUGCACAACAGAGUGGCGAUGUCCCGGUGACCUUUGCUGUGGUGGAUAAUGGAGAUAUUUCUUUUUAUUCUUUCAAAGAUUUUUGGCUUCCCACAGACGUCUGGCAGUGAUGUUUCAUAAAAUCUGGAAGGAAAGUGUGAGGGACUGACUUUUGGAGAGCUUGGCAGCAGCUUUGAUUAAUGAGUUAAUAAAUUCUUUCUGGGUAUUUCUGGGUGAGAAGGUGACUGGACAUAAUUCAUUGAAAUGAUUUUUGCAUUCUUUUCAUAUAUUUGGGCUAUGCAGGAAAUGGUAGAAUAGCUUUAACUUUUGUAUCAUCUUAAUAAAGGGAGGAAUUUGCUUUUUUUAUAUAA
Molecule: messenger RNA, 1919 nt
Organism: Polypterus senegalus (gray bichir)
Lineage: Eukaryota; Metazoa; Chordata; Cladistia; Polypteriformes; Polypteridae
Gene: tsen54
Product: TSEN54 tRNA splicing endonuclease subunit
Exons: 11
Coding region: 84-1679 (531 amino acids)
Biological process (GO): tRNA-type intron splice site recognition and cleavage
Cellular component (GO): tRNA-intron endonuclease complex
Source: RefSeq, a predicted model, not a curated record